Cyclopterus lumpus (lumpfish) is the source of this 2451-nucleotide messenger RNA. It is a transcript of the gene samsn1a, whose product is annotated as SAM domain, SH3 domain and nuclear localisation signals 1a. The transcript has 8 exons. The coding region runs from base 111 to 1106 and encodes 331 amino acids. Gene Ontology annotation, molecular function: protein binding. Lineage: Eukaryota; Metazoa; Chordata; Actinopteri; Perciformes; Cyclopteridae. The record is from RefSeq and is a predicted model, not a curated record.
GCCAUCAGACAGGCAGCCCCAGAGUUAGUUAACGCUUCACUGUCAGGAGAGUGGGGUAAAAGACAAGAGAGGAGCAACGACUGACACCUGACAAGCUUAAAACAGGAGAAAUGUUGCACAGGACGGCCUCCAAUGUGUCAGAUAAAUCAAAGAGCAGCAAGCCGAAGCGCUCCACCAGCUUCGGCAGGUUUGAGGGUCUCAAACAUCACUCGACGCAAGCCAAACCAGAGGAAAAUGGAACAAACGCGCUCGCAGAAGAAUGUGAGACUUUGGACUCGGACAGACCAGCUGGACUCGGGAAGAAGAUGAAGGCGAUUUCACUGACCAUGCGCAGAAGAAUGGGCAAAAAACACGCCAAGUCUUUUUCUGAGGAGGCUGGUGACGACCCAGACAAAGACCCAGAGGCAGAGAGUGUCCCCGCGGCUGAGAAAAACGCUGCAAAGUCAAGCAACUCCUUAGAGAGUCUCUACAGCGGCCAGAGCUCCUCCAGUGGCGUGACCAGUGAGUCCAACGGUUCUGGUCAGAGAGACAGCCUGAGGCUGGAGGAGGACGGAUCCUACCAGGGGCCGUUCUGUGGCAGAGCUCGCGUGCACACAGACUUCGUUCCCAGCCCGUACGACACAGACUCCCUCAAACUCAAGGUCGGCGACAUCAUCAACAUCAUCAGCAAGCCUCCGAUGGGCAUCUGGACGGGCAUGCUGAACAACAAAGUGGGCAACUUCAAGUUCAUCUACGUCGACGUUUUGCCGGACAAAGAGGAAGAAGAGGAAGUCCCGAAGAUCCGACAACAGAAGCUGAGCAAAAGACCUCGGCCGAAAACUCUGCUGGAGUUACUGGAGCGACUGAAUCUGGAGGAGUACGCGUCUGCCUUGCUGCUGAAUGGCUACCAGACCGUGGACGACCUGCUGCACCUGCAGGAGAAACACCUGAUAGAGCUGAACGUCAAAGACCCCGAGGACCGACGCAAGCUCCUCGCUGCUGCUGAAUGCCGCUACACAGGUGACGUUGUCGGGGAUGCGGAGGAGCUGAGAUCCUCCCACAGUCUACAGGAGGAGGACAGCGACUGUCCCAGAGACUCGGGUUGCUUCAUUCCAUCCGAAUGUUAAGACAACAAAGGACGCCGUGGACUCUCAAUGUGAUGGAAUUCAGGGUUGCGGGUUUUCUUAUGACGUCACGCAAACAUCCCUUAUUACAACAAGGUAGCCACAAGCUUGCCUCACGUAAAAAGUGGGCUAAAUGUGUGACAGGGAGAACAAACAACCACUAUUCUAAAUGUCAUCUUGUCCAUUUUAUCGACGGGAGGAAAACACGUCUGUUCAGAAAGGGCCAAAUGUUUGGCGUUGUGUUGUUGUUGCCUCAUGCAGAAAACAUCACACUCACACUUCCUUGGGUCCUCAGCAAUACUCCUGCCAUGUGACAUGAGUCACACACCCAAGUGGAGAAACACAGCUGAAAUACAUCUCCAGUUUGGACUUUAUUGAGUUAUUGUACCGCAAAAUAACUCAAAAAGACCUCAAAGCACAUCAGUAUAUGCAACUCAACUGUACAAUUCUUACUGCGUACUUCUACUUCAGAGGAAACCAUUGAAGUACAACGUUCACCUGACAGAGAAAUGGUACUAGUUACAUUUCAGAUUCAGAUUUUGUUCACAAAAUCUAAUAAUAAUAUUAAUAAUAUAAUAAUUACAACACAAGCUGAAUGCAUUAUUAUUCAUUAAACAUUGUAUUGCAAGUGAAAGCUCCACAUUGAACAGAAGUUAAGUAAUUUUAAGCACAUAGUUUUAUUUAAAUAAACUAAAAAAGUAAAGCAGGCUCCAGUUUGCCUGGGGUCCCCAAAUCUCUAAACCCGAUAAAAACUGCUUGUUUUGAACUGUGAAAGUGAAGAAGAGCCCGGUUGUAACGUUAAUAUCCAGUAUCCGUUACUUAUCCAAGAUCCGUGUUACUAUCCUGUUACUAUCCAGUUACUGUGUGUGGUUAGACAGACACGCUUGCUUCAUACAGUAGUUAGGUAAUAUUCAACUUGUACAUUCUCUAUUUUUUUGUUGUUGAAAAAGUGACAUUUCAUUGAUUAAAUGCCACUUGUAUUUAUUGCAUUGUAAAUCAUUUAUUGUUUUCUUUUUCUCCAUAUAAAGCCUUUAUGUAUCACAUCUGCAUCACCAGCAUUCUCAUCAAAUCCAAUCUCAAUUAUUCAACCUACAAUGCAAUCUUUUUUUUCUUGGUGAAUGGAUUAAUUUUGAAAUGUGGUGUCCGGGUUUGAACAACGCAUAUUCAAAUCCUGCCUAUAUAAUGUACACUGUACAGGAAAACACAUGUUAUUUUGUAAAUGUGCGUGUUUUAAUAACGAAUGUAUGAGAGAGAGAGAGAGAGAGAGAGUAUGAACUCACGUAAAAGUUAGCAUUCAACUGUUUUCAAAAAAAAAAUUGUAAAUAAAAUCAAAGAAAUACAAUUAUGA